Molecule: messenger RNA, 1329 nt
Organism: Cutaneotrichosporon oleaginosum
Lineage: Eukaryota; Fungi; Basidiomycota; Tremellomycetes; Trichosporonales; Trichosporonaceae
Molecular function (GO): ATP binding; RNA helicase activity; nucleic acid binding
Source: RefSeq, a predicted model, not a curated record
GAGAAGCCAAAGACUUUCGCCGAGCUUGGUGUCAGCGAAGAACUGUGCGCGGCAUGUGAGGCACUCGGCUUCAAGACGCCUACCGACAUCCAAGUUGCCGCCAUCCCGCCGGCACUUACGGGCCGCGACAUUAUCGGCAUUGCGCAGACAGGUAGCGGAAAGACGGCCGCGUUCUCUCUUCCUAUCCUCCAAACACUGUGGGAUAAUCCUCAACCAUUCUAUGCCCUUAUGCUGGCUCCCACUCGUGAACUGGCGGACCAAAUCGCCAAGCAGGUGCAGGCUCUUGGUGCUAACAUCGGUGUUCGAGUUGCCACUAUUGUCGGCGGCAUGGAUAUGAUGGCGCAGAGCCUUGCCCUUGCUAAGCGGCCUCAUGUCGUAGUGGCAACCCCGGGUCGUUUGAUGGACCACCUCGAGAACACCAAGGGCUUCUCGCUCAAGUCACUCAAGUACCUCGUGUUUGACGAGGCAGACCGUCUCCUCGACUUUGAUUUUCAGACAAGCAUCAACAAGCUCCUAAAGGUCAUCCCUAAGGAGCGCAACACGUUCCUCUUCUCCGCUACCCUCUCUACGAAAGUUGAGCAAUUGAAGCGCGCGUCGCUGUCGAAGCCCGUCCAAGUCAAGGUGUCGUCUAAGUACUCCACCGUUUCGACGCUCCUGCAGUACUACAUUCUCGUCCCUGAGGUCGACAAGGACGCUUAUCUCUUCUACGUCGUCAACGAGCUGGCGUCGAGUUCGAUGAUUAUUUUCACGGGCACCGUUGACCGCGCCCAGCGCCUGAGCAUCAUGCUCAACCGCCUCGGCUUCCCGGCCAUCCCGCUGCACGGACAGAUGAGCCAGAGCGCCCGUCUCGGCUCGCUCAACAAGUUCAAGAGCGGUGGUCGCAAGAUCCUUGUCGCGACCGACGUUGCGUCGCGUGGUCUCGACAUUCCGCUGGUCGACCUCGUCAUUAACUACGACAUCCCAUCGAACUCAAAGGACUAUGUCCACCGCGUCGGCCGUACGGCGCGUGCAGGCCGCUCGGGCAAGUCCAUUACGUUCACGACCCAGUACGACAUCGUCAUGCACAAGGCGAUUGAGGCGGCGAUUGGUCGCGAUCUUACUGCCUUUGAUGUCGACAAGGCAGCUGUCAAAAUCCUCAAGGACCGAGUGUCGGAGGCCGCUCGCGCGGCCGUCAUCGAGAUGCGCGAGCAGGGCACAGGUGGCGCCGGCGGAAAACGCGGACGCGACAAGGGACACCGUGGAGGACACGACGACCGCGAUCGUGACGACGACGUGGUGCAGGGCGGCCUCCCUGCAAGGAAGAAGAGCAAGAUGGGGGCUAAGAGAGGU